AUGCAACAUUCAUCAUGCUAACGUACAUUAAUAUCACUUUUACAGAAGGUGGUGGCAAACAUGUUCGAUCCAUCUAUAGUACCUCGCGUUCUCGCAAUGGCCGCUACUGUGAGUGUCAUGGGAGUUGUGGUUGCUGCUGUUGUAUAUAUCGGUACAAGCACGCCAACUGCGAAGCCAGUGUUUGAAUCCGAGAUGCAGCUUGCUAUUGAUCGCCCUAUCGCUGUCUAUGAAUUAGACUUCUUCUUCAGUCCCCGAGCAACAUUGGCAGAUUUCAUUGAAAGUUUAAACGCCAUAUUUAACUCAGAUUUCCCAGGCUCAUGCAUUAAAGUUAUUGUUACAGCUUUCUCCGUAAAACCAAUUAUGGUACCUGGAUCUUCGAAUGGUAUGGACCAAACAAAGAAAGACACGCCAGCACUCGUAGUAUUGAAUGCAUCUGCGUACUUUACUGAAGCUAAAACCGCGCAACAAAUUCGUACAGCUCUUACAAAUUAUACACGUCUCAUCGUUCUCAUUAACAAAUAUAGUGGGCAACCGAGUGGAAGAUUAAGCACUAUAGAUAUGCAAAGAUCAACUUUUACAGAUGCUGUUCCAGAAGAAAUAACACGAUACAGAGCAAAAGCGCUAAAAGAUAUUACAGUCGAUGAUAUACCAUCAGUUCCUGACCCUGUACCAGAACCUGAUGGUGUCUCAACAACUUCACCACCCCCAUCAGCCAGAACUUGCGACCGCUUUAUGCCUGCAUAUAUGAGUGUAACAUUCGAGCGUUCCUUUGCUGCCAUGGAACAGCUGGCAUUUGUUGAUCCCGUCUCAACUCUCCGUGAUCUUGCUGCCACUGUUCAAAACAAGAUUUUCUCAACUUUCAGUAUAACUUUCGUUAAGUUAGAAAUAUUAUUGUUUUCCGACAGCCCAAUUUUCAUUUCACAAACCAAUACGGUACUCACUACUGUUAUUUGUCGGAUCUUUUUGACAAGCCACCAACAUAGCACGCUGAUUGCAAGUAGUUUCGGAGCUUCCACGCAAUACAUUACACUAUUGAAUACUUUCGACGAUUCUAGUUCCGCUCUCGCUUCCUUUUCCCCCAAAUAUUCAAUUUUCACCAACUCCUAUGAUCAAGCACUCACUAGCAAAGAAACUACCGAGCUCACUGGUCUUUGCAUCAAAAACCUAUACACCGUAACGAUGUCUACUCCAACAACGACAACACGAAAACCUACAACGCCAUACACGACUCAACCUACAAAACCUUCUACGUCCCCGACAACGAUACUAACGCCCCGACUACCACCACAUCGAGCACAACUUCUACCACGACAACUACAACCAGUGCAAGCACAAGUAGUACUAGCACCAGCACUAGUACCAGUACCACCACCACCUCAACAACAACGGCAACUACCACUAGUACCACUACCACUACCACAACGACCGAAACUACUAGCACCACCAGUAUCACCACCACUACAACAACAACUGCCACUACUAGCACCACCAGUACCAGUACCACCGCCACUACAACAACGACCGAAACUACGAGCACCACCAGUACCAGUACCACCACCACUACAACAACAACUGCCACCACUAGCACCACCAGUACCAGCACCACCGCCACUACAACAACGACCGAAACUACGAGCACCACCAGUACCAGUACCACUACGACUACAACAACAACUGCCACCACUAGCACCACCAGUACCAGUACUACCGCCACUACAACAACGUCCGAAACUACUAGUACCACCAGUACCAGUACCACUACGACUACAACAACAAGUGCCACUACUAGCACCACCAGUACCAGUACCACCACAACUACCGCAACUACUAGCACCACUAGUACCACUAGUACCACCACCACUACAACCACAACCACUGAAACUACUAGCACGACCAGUACCAGUACCACCACUACUACCACAACAACUGAAACUACUAGCACCACCAGUACCAGCACCACCAGUACCAGCACCACCAGUACCAGCACCACCAGUACCAGCACCACCAGUACCAGCACCACCAGUACCAGCAGCACCACCACUACCACAACAACAGAAACUACUAGCACCACUAGUACCAGUACCACCACUACUACCACAACAACUGCAACUACUAGCACCACCAGUACCAGUACGACCACCACGACAACAACAACUGAAACUACGAGCACCACCAGUACCAGUACCACCUCUACUACCGCAACUACUAGCACCACUAGCACCAGUACCACCACCACUACCACAACAACCGAAACUACUAGCACCACCAGUACCAGUACGACCACCACGACAACAACAACUGAAACUACGAGCACCACCAGUACCAGUACCACCACCACUACCACAACUACUAGCACCACCAGUACCAGUACCACCUCUACUACCGCAACUACUAGCACCACCAGUACCAGUACGACCACCACGACAACAACGACUGAAACUACGAGCACCACUAGUACCAGUACCACCACUACUACCACAACAACUGCGACUACUAGCACCACUACUACCACAACCACCGAAACUACAAGCACCACCACUACCACAACAACUGCAACUACUAGCACCACGAGUACCACCACGACCACAACAACAACUGAAACUACAAGCACCACCAGCACCAGUACAACUAGCACCAGUACCAGUAGUACCACCAGCACCAGUAGUACCACCAGUACCAGUAGUACCAGCACUACCAGUACCGCCAGUACCACCACAACGACUCAGUACUAGUACAACGAGUGUUAGCACGAGUACCAGUAGUACAAGCACGACCAGUACUACUAGUACUACCACCAGUGCGACGACUAGAACGACAACGACCACCAGCGCAAGCACAUCCAGUACUAGCCCUUCGACAGCUAGCACAAAAGGUAGUACGACGAUGGUUACAACGGCAUUGCAGGCUACUACCGGAUUAUCCACAAUUGGAACUCCAGCGGUUACGACCACGUCAAGAUGUCGUUUGAACGAUGGAGCUCACGAGGCAUAUAUGAGUCUCGGUUUGUUGUUGUCGAUAGCGAAUGAUGACAAUACAGAGUAUUUCGAUAUGUCGUCAGCGUUUGAAAAUUUCAGAUCGACCAUAAAUACUCGAUUGCAAGCAAUGUUCCCAGCAACGUUUCUGAAGUUCAAUAUUUUAAUGAUGUCAAAUGGACCGAUAGAAUUUACAGCAGCCGGAAGAAAACGACGAAAGCGACAAUUAAAUCGAGCAACAGUUGUAAUCGUGAUUGGUAAUGCAUAUUUUACCGAAAGUGUGGCACGAGCAAAUAUUCGCACAUCCUUUCAAGGUUAUACACUAAACAUAGAUCUUAAACGCAGCGAUGAUAGCAGAAGUUCAAGAGUCAGCUACUUUUCUGCUGAUCAUUCAAUAUUUGGUGACACAAUGCUAACAGACUUAAACAGUGAUGAAAUCGCUUAUUUGACUCCUGUUUGUUAA
Adineta ricciae is the source of this 3435-nucleotide messenger RNA. The record is from the annotation of a GenBank genome assembly. Lineage: Eukaryota; Metazoa; Rotifera; Eurotatoria; Adinetida; Adinetidae.